AUGACUUCUCUCGCCGUUUUCAUAGCGUCUGCUGUCUUUGUACAGACAAUCUCUGCACAAUGCUUUAGCAACAUCUACGGCCCUGGCAUGAUAGCUAACAAUCGUGCCAUCAAAAUGGACAACAUGGCCAUGAAUUUAGCGCCAUUGCCAUACCAAGCGAAUAAUAUUUACGGCGCCGCCAAUCCAAUGGCAUACGAUGGCAUUUACGGUCCAGUGAACCCGAUUGCUUUUGAUGGCUUCAAUCAAGCAUUAACUUUGGCUACGCUAGCCGCAUCUAAUUGUAAUAAUUUUGCUGUUAAGAGUUCUUCGCUUUUGACACCAUCUGGAGUGUCUUUAACAUCUGAAAAUCUGGUGAUUGAAGGUCCUUUGGCUGUUAAUGGUCAAUUGCCCUUCUUGGGAACAAUUUCUUUAGAAGGAUCACUACCAGCGGCCGGUAAUGGCGCGGUUGCAUAUGGUGGUGGUAACGGCAAUAUCGCGAUAAUGAAUGAGGACCUACCAUUCGCUCCUCCAAUGAACUACUUGGGCGCUCCAGUUUACGGCCCAGGUUUACCAGGACCUUACAAUUAUAAUGGAUGCAAUCGUGGUGUUUAUUAA
Danaus chrysippus (African queen) is the source of this 594-nucleotide messenger RNA. The record is from the annotation of a GenBank genome assembly. Lineage: Eukaryota; Metazoa; Arthropoda; Insecta; Lepidoptera; Nymphalidae.